CGCCGUCAUCUCCACUCUCGACGGCAACGACGCAUGUCGCGGCUGUUCUCGCUCCUGGCGCUCGACCUCGACGGUACACUGCUGAAUACCUCGAACCGAGUGAGUGCGCGCACAGCAGCUGCCAUCCAGCGCGUGGCUGCCACGGGUGCUAUUGUGUCGCUUUGCUCGGGUCGGUCCAUUGCCUGCAUGGCGGAUGCUGAGCGGCAACUUGGCCUGGCCCAUCCUUGCGUGGUCCUGUCAUGUAAUGGAGCUGCGGCAUUCGACUCCAAGCGCCGUCCGCUCUACGUAGACACGAUGUCGGCGGACAGCGUGCGCACUGUCCUACGUGCCGCCGAAGACAUGCAUCGCUGCGUCAAUUUGUACGACGAAAUUCGUGGAAUCAUACACGUGCGCCCAACACACCCCGCACAUCACGACCUCAUCCACCGAUACAGAACGCGCACUGGCGCACAGUUCAAUGUUGUCACCGCCCACGAUCUCGACGCUGUUGCCCCGUGCCAAGUGGCAGUGCUCGGUGACGAUCCUGCUCAGAUCUAUGCCGAGCUUGUGAACCGGGUCUCGUCCGACUUGAAAGUGAACUCGUACAGCUACUUUGUCGAAUGCGUACCCCGUCACAUCAACAAAGGCAUUGGGUUGCAUCGACUGGCGCAACAUUUGCAGGUCCCAAUGGAGGAGACGGUGGCGUUUGGCGAUGGCGCGAAUGAUUUGGAGUUUGUCGAGGCCGCUGGGAUGGGGGUGGCGAUGCAGAACGCGAUUCCGUCCGUCAAGCUUGCCGCAAACAAGGUCACAGAGCACUCCCACGACGACGACGGAGUCGCCGUGGAGCUUGAAGCGAUGCUUUUGCAAGGAGCUUUCGGCCCCCCGCCAUCGUCCGACAUGCUUGCUUCCUCCGUUGGCUAGAUUUACCGAGAUUUCGACAUAUCGAUGUGAAUAAACAUGUCAAGUUUACUCGUG
This is a messenger RNA of Aphanomyces invadans, 954 nucleotides long. RefSeq lists its product as hypothetical. The transcript has a single exon. Lineage: Eukaryota; Oomycota; Saprolegniomycetes; Saprolegniales; Verrucalvaceae. The record is from RefSeq and is a predicted model, not a curated record. The coding region runs from base 34 to 900 and encodes 288 amino acids. Gene Ontology annotation, molecular function: magnesium ion binding; phosphatase activity. Gene Ontology annotation, cellular component: cytosol.